Molecule: messenger RNA, 2913 nt
Organism: Bathycoccus prasinos
Lineage: Eukaryota; Viridiplantae; Chlorophyta; Mamiellophyceae; Mamiellales; Bathycoccaceae
Exons: 1
Coding region: 1-2913 (970 amino acids)
Source: RefSeq, a predicted model, not a curated record
AUGGAGGAAGCGGAAGCUUUCCCCGAGGAGGAAACAAAGACGACGGACGCUCCCUCGUCGACACGGAGGAAUGCAUCAACGACGCAUCGGGCGACGAAGAGAAGACACCUCGCGUUCGCGUUCCUCUUCGGCGUCGUGUUCGCCUCGUGUUUCCGACGGUGGUGGUGGUAUCAUCACCCCGCGUCGCGAUCCUCGCCCUUCUUUUUUCCCUCGUCGUCGUCUGCGCACUCAAAAGCGCGCGACGGUCUGCGCGUGAAAAGUCGUCGGAAGAAACCGCCAGGAAGAGUGGACGAGGAGGACGAUUUCGAUCGCGUUGAAAAACGAGACGACGAAAGCGGCGAGAAAGAAGAGGAAAAGAAGACGCUUCUUCGUGACGACGACAAGUUUGCCUGCGGCGCGUGGUCGCCGUCUGAAUCGUUUUCGUCGGUCUCGAAGGACGUGGACUCGCUCGAGACGCACGAGUUGCUCGAAUUAUCUCUGCGCAGCGCGAGAGCGGCGGCGUAUUUAUUCGCGAAGGCGAGUUGGCCGGCGGCGAUGCGAUUGAAAAGAGCGACGUUUGAUCGAGGGAAACGGGUAGGGUUGUGGAUGGCGAGGUUUGUUAUGCAUUCGUCGUCGCGGCGGGGGAAGUAUUACGAGGAUGAAGACGCCGCCGAAGCGGGAGGCGACGGGGCGGCGCGGGCCUCCUACGCGCGGCGAGGGAGUUUCGUUUCCUUAGCGCGAAAAGGCAUCGCGUGUGUUCCAUUGUUUUCGUUUGUGCGCAACGGCGCGCUGGUCGCGCGGAAGGUUUUGGUGAGACGGUUUGGGGCGAAGUGGAUGAUGGUUCGCGCGGCGGUGGAACGGAAACGUUUUGUAAUCGAGGAACGCGCGUGGAAGAGUUGGAGGAAAGCGGAGAGAGCGGCAAGGAGGAAAGUGUGGGAACCGUUGGCGAGGUGGACGAGAAGGAUGCGACGGUUGAAGGUGUUCUGGACCCAAGCGGUUCCUAGAGCUAUCGCGGAGUCGGGAGGGAAAUUUCGGAAGAGGACGGUGAGGUUUCUUGGUUUUUUGGGGAAGGUGGUGCCGCACGCGAUUUUCUUUUAUUGCGCCAAGGUGGUCGUAACACGAGCGGUGCCAACCGUGUUGAGGGUUUCAGUGUUGAGGACGAGGUAUUGUUUCGCGAGCGUUGGGUUUUUAUAUCCAAUUUUUAUGACGUUGACGGCGUUAGAAGGUGAUAGAUUGGAGGAGGCAGAGAACGACGAAUACGACGCCGGUGACGGAGAAAACGCAGAUGCGAAAGCGAAGAAGGAGCAGGAGGAGGAGAUUGAGAAAUGGGCCAGAUAUUGGGUUGCGAUUGGCCCUUUAGCGCUUUUAGCGGACGUGCCUUUUCUAUCCACCAGCGUUAGUUUGUUUUGGCCGUCUUGGCUGGAGAUGUGCUGCGUCUUUGUUCUUUGGCUAGAGAUGCCGCUCAUGAAUGGGGCGUAUUUCACCGUAGAUACGGUGUUUGCGCCGAUGUAUAAAAGGUUUGCGUCGGCGCGACGACGAAGGAGGAGGGAGAAGAAAAGGAGAGGGGAGAUGAACAUGAAGAGUAGCGGUAGCGCUUCGAGUCUUUCGAUGAUGAUGGCUUCGGCGCUGCGUUCGGACGUAGACGAAGAAACGGACGCUGACUAUGCGGAAGAGGAUGGCGUAUUCUACGAAGACGACGACGAUAGAUCUGAAGAUAGCAUCGAUCAUGAAAGUCGCGAUGAUGAUGAUGACGAUGAUGAUGAUGAUAAUGAUAAACAGGCGCGUAAUAAAAGUAUCAAGUACAAGAAGAAGAAGAAGAAGAAGAAAAGAAUCGAGGAAGACGCGGAGGAUAUGCUGAAUUCCUCGUCUUCAGAGUCUGCGGCGUCGGAAUCUUCUUUGAGGCUUUUCUCAUCAAGAAAGAAAAGACGAGGCGACAAAUACGAUGAAGACUACACCGGUGAGCUUCGUCGUCGACGUCGUCAUCGCCUCAGUCAAGGUGAAUUACCACCGCUACCACCUACUAGAGUGGAAAGGAAACAAAGACGAGCGAGGAGGAAGCUCACGACGAAAAAUCGCGGCGGCGGUUUAGUCGGCUACAGAAACGCGUUGACGAGGAAACUCAGAGAUGCGUCGAAAAGAGUCAUCAUCGUGUGGUUGCGCGCGUGCGUUUCUAUCAUAGGCAUGUUUAGUCCGCGGCUGGGUGAAAUUUCGCGCGUCGCGUUGGAGAACACAACCGGCGCUCUUUUGGUGUGUUCGCUCUUUUUCCUCGUUCCGGGGAUGUUUUGUAGGUACGGAUGCGCCAUCGCCGGCGUCUUUGUUCCUUGCUUGAAAUCCUUGGAAACGAUCACGUCUUCAUCUUCAAACUCGUCCACGAAAGCAGCAAUCAACACAUCUUUGGUGAACGGGAAGAUGCAAAACACGUUCUUCUUAAUAACAAACGAGCGCGCGCCAAACACUGGAGAUGGAGAAGGAAACAAAGAGGAGGAAAGAACGAGAACGAGAAUAACGACAUCGCGAACGGAAAAACUCCGCGCGCAACUUCAAUAUUGGGUCGCCUGGUCGCUCCUCUGGUCGCUCGCACGCGAAAUCGGAUGGUUCCCUCUCGCGCGCCACUUAGAACUCGCCGGAAUAUACUGGCUCCAAGUCUUUGGCGGCGCCGACGUCGUGAGCAAGAAAGUGACGCACGUCAAAGACUCCAUAGUCUCGGAGCACCGAAACUAUUUCCACGAACAUUUACGCGACGAAGAAGACGAAGAUUUAGAUAAGAUAAUAGAAAUAGAAGAGAUAGAAAUAGACAAAGAAGAAGAAAAAGGAGGAGGAGGAGGAGAUGAUGAUGAUGAUGAUGAUGAUGAUGAUAAAACUCUGGAGGAAAAAACGACGAGCGCGGCGGCGGCGAUCGUUUCGACGACGACUCCAGAGUUUACUCCUACAUAA